Messenger RNA from Spodoptera frugiperda (fall armyworm), 5878 nucleotides. RefSeq names its product netrin receptor UNC5C. Gene Ontology annotation, molecular function: protein binding; netrin receptor activity. The transcript has 14 exons. Gene Ontology annotation, cellular component: membrane. Gene Ontology annotation, biological process: motor neuron axon guidance; netrin-activated signaling pathway. NCBI's taxonomy places the organism in Eukaryota, Metazoa, Arthropoda, Insecta, Lepidoptera, Noctuidae. The record is from RefSeq and is a predicted model, not a curated record. Bases 296 to 3415 code for a protein of 1039 amino acids.
AGUCGGACGGUCGUGAGGGACGGACGCUGACACUCGGGCGUCCCAACCGCGCUGCGUACGAUACCGCGUUUGUGAAAACUGUUUUCCUUGGUGUAAUUUACAUACGUGAAGUGAAACUGAUUACAUUUUGGCAACUGUGAUGCGAUUUAUUGUAUGUUUUCAGUAUUUUCGGGUGUGACACAUUUUAUAUAAAGUUUGAAGUGAACCUCUUGUGGAUUGUUUUUAUUUUAUAAAUCGCCGCUGAUGCAUUCUAUUUCCGCUGUUUUAUUCGGGUGAUGCGUGCGCGCAAGUGAACAUGGCGCGGGGGGGUGUCGUGCUCCUCGUGCUAUGGGUGGCCGUCGCCGCCGACAAACAUGAGGUGUCAAACACAACUACACCAGAAAGCACCACAGCGGCUCCUACACCACCGAUACCCUUAAGACCAGAAUACGCCCACCCUGCCGGUGCUGAAGCACUAGACCCUUACAAUUCAGAAAAGAACCAUGCAGCACCACAUCAUAGAGACUAUCUAGAAGAAGACUACGACCAUGAAUCACAUAAAGAAGACGAACAAGAAAAUAGAGAAGAUGCUGAUGAACUGCCUUCGUUAUCAGGAGAUCAUCUCCUACAAAGUUCUACUGAUGACUUGCCAAUGUUUCUCCUAGAACCGCAGCACGCUUUUGUGGUGAGAAACAAACCAGCAGUGUUGAGGUGUCGGGCAGCGAAUGCUCUUCAAGUGUACUUCCAAUGUAAUGAUGUGAGGUCGGUGGCUAGUACGCAGUUUGAGUUUGUGGAUCCCCAAAGUGGAGUGCGAAUUGUGGAAGCUGAGUGUAACGUGACGAGGGAUCAACUGGACGAGUAUUUCGGUGAAGACAGAUUCACUUGCACGUGUAAUGCUUGGAGCAGUAGAGGUGAUAUCAGAAGUCAGCCUGCCGUCGUCGAGUUGGCAUAUCUCAAGAAACCCUUCGCAUUAUCACCAUCACCAACUUCAGUAGAAGCUGGUUCUGCUGCCUCCUUGCGUUGCACACCUCCUGCUGCAGCACCAGCUCCCAGGGUCUCCUGGCUGAAGCAUGGGCAGCCAUUGCAGCAAGACCACAAUGUCCUCAUCUCUGCUGAGGGAAAUCUUCUCAUUUCUAGAGCUACUUUACAAGACAUGGCGAACUACAGCUGCGUCGCAGAGAACAUCGCCGGCAAGAGGAUCUCUGAACCCGCCCUCUUGACUGUUUAUGUAAACGGCGGUUGGAGUUCUUGGGGUCCGUGGACGCAGUGUCGUUGCAAUGGGCGCGUGACCGGCGGCCAGCGUCGCACCCGCACCUGUACGGAACCACACCCUUUGAACGGCGGCGCGCCUUGCCAAGGACAGGCCGUGCAGAGAACCUCGGACUGUGUGCCGUGUCAGAGUGAGGGGUACAUGGAUCUGCAAGGAUACGAUAACACUCAACAAUUGUUGAUUGCGUUACCUGGUCGAUGGGGCAGCUGGUCUGAAUGGUCAGUGUGUGGAGCUGACUGCCGCCAGACAAGGAGACGAGCUUGCACUGGAGACACUCCAUGCUCAGGAGCCCAUGCACAGCAUGCUGACUGCGUUGGAGACUAUUGUGGAGUUCAUGGUGUGGCAGCACACAGCGACAUACCACUAUACAUUGGUAUAGCUGUAGCAGUGGUGGUCUUCUUGGCUGGAGCAGCAGUAGUCUACAAACUUCUGCAGAGGAAGACCAGGGACCAUUCUCUGUACACUAUGACGAGAACUGCAGAUUUCCAGCCUGAAAUGUACCCAACAGUGGAGAAACAGUCUCUGUCUCUGGCACCUGAUCUGAUGCAGCAUCGGCCUCCAAGAUACGAGCAUCCACAGCCAGACUCUAGAGCUGAGCAUCAUUAUGAUGUACCACAUCUUACUAACAGCUAUGCGUCUCCUGUAGACCAUCAGGUGACUCCUUGUGCCUCCAGCAAAGGCCAAAGUGAUGACUAUGACAGCAAGCCUUACAGUGAAUCAGAACAUUCUGCUUCAAGCUGUUUUACUAGCUCGGGAUCGAUGUACGACGCAGCAAAUGAGUCUGUGACUCUCCAACUAGCGGAACUCGUAUCGAACUCGCCUACAUCUCAGUCCCUCUCAGUGUCAAGUGCUGGGGCGAGGUUGGCAUUACCUGCCGCCGGUGUUGCUCUCUCAAUCCCUGAAGCAGCCCUUAGUAGGGGCCGGAGGGAACAGAUAUAUGUCGCAGUCGUCAAGGACGACCGCUAUCGACCCAGAUUGGGAAAAGGUAUCACGCAGCUGAGCCCAGUAGUUAAGUGCGGCCCACCGCGUCUUCAAUUAAACAAGUCAGUCAUCCUACAAAUCCCUCACUGCGCCAGUCUAAAACACGGCUUCUGGAAUCUGUCGCUGUACGCCAUCGACCAUAACACUGCUAAAACAGAUAGCACACAGCCGCAAUGGAAGAAAAUCGUCGGCCUCGGCCAGGAAACGAUCAAUACUCCCGUGUUCACUCAACUCGACAAUGAUAAAAUAUUCUUAGUGACCGAUAUGCUGUCUACUUUUGUAUUAGUCGGUGAAAGCUUUAAUGGAAAGGCAGUGAAGGCGCUUCAACUGGCGAUAUAUGCGCCCGCAGUGCUGAGCGAAACCAGCGCAGAUUACAGUAUAAGGCUUUAUGUAUUUGAAGAUACGCUCUGCGCGGCCUACUACUGUCAGGAACAGGAGAAGAAACUUGGCGGCGUGUUACUCGAGCGUCCCAAAACUUUGCUGUUCCAAGACGGUGGAUCGAAUCUCUGUUUGAACUUAGAACACGUCAGCCCCGGCUGGAAAGCUAAGCCGGGUAUUGGUUACCAAGAGAUCCCCUUCCAACAUGUUUGGGGCUCGAACUACAACGCGCUGCACUGCAGUUUUGUGCUUGAGAGGACCCAUGAUUGCGAUAAUAUCGAUUUCAGCGUGUCCGCCUGUCAGAGAACCAAUCCGUCAUACAAGCAGACAUUCCGAAUAUCCCUCGACGACGUGCGGAGCCGAUCACCGCGGGGACGUUCACCCCGCGCUGAGUCGCAGCGCAGUUUUAACAUAACUGAAAACCUUUUAGAGGCUCGUAUGUGCCGCAGCGAAGACGGGAGCGACGGCAGCGUUAAAAGGAAUGUAACAGUUAGUGAGGCGGGCGUCAACGAGUGCGCGGGCGAGGGCCCGUUUAAAUUAAGUGCUCGAGUAAAAAGGCAGUUGUGCGCUAUAUUGGACCCGCCGAAUGCGCGCGGGAACGACUGGCGGGCGCUGGCGUCGAGGCUGGGAGUAGAUCGGUACACGACGUGGUUCGCCACAAAGAGCUCGCCAACAGAGGCUAUCCUGGAGCUGUGGGAGUGCCGCGAGCGCGGGCCGGGCGCCACCGCCGCGCUGGCCGCCGCGCUGCGCACCAUGGACCGGCACGACGCCGCCGACCUCCUGCACGGCAGACCCUCCUGGUUAUGAAUUCCUCGGGCACCCCACCCGCAAUCUAAUUAAUGACUUCAACUCUACGGUACGUACCCGGUGUAUGUUAUGAGACUAUUGUGAAUGAUGAUAAUUGUGCUACUAUAGGCCUAUACGAACGAAUGUACAUGGACGAUUGUUGGUAAUGAGUAGUUUAAAUGUUACGUUAGAAAAAGUAUAGUUUCGUAGGCCGACGGCCUAAGUUUGUAAAAUCUUCGUAGUAUAUUUUGUAUAGAAUAUUCUAUGCUGUAGAUAAGCGAUUGAUGAAUAAAUUAUAUUAUAUUAGCAAUAAUAGUGCCUACAAUGUCUUUUAAAGAAACAUUGCCGACUCGGGACGGUCGGCGUCGGUUGGUUAUUUUGUUAUUUUUUGUAUAGUGUUUGAGUGUUUUAUUAACUGAGAAAUUUGCUUAUUUUUCAACUUUAUUUGCUCGCAAUAAUUUGGAUUUGCUUUUUAUAGAUUCGAACUUUGUGCCAAAUAUUGACUGCCACAGCAAAAUUUUGGCAAUAUUAUCUAAAAGAGAAUGUUAUACGUGUCUAACUCUGAGCUUAUUUAGCUACUGUUUAAAGUUAUAUACAUAAGUAUUUUUAUUUGAUGUUAGAUGAAUUUUCAAUAUUUAUAAUUCACGAUGAACGUUUAUAAAUCACCGCUGCCUCUCUCACUGCCGCGUACAUGAACUGAAUAAUGAGAAAUUCAUCUAAUACUCUCUUGUACUAUAAAAGACUUCACAACUGCAUUUAUAACUAAAACUAUUUCAAUGUAAACUACUAUUAAGUCAAACUUCCUAGUUCGAUCUGUGCGCGAUAAUUAGUAUUUAACUUUAUAUUUUAUGUCCUAAAAAAAGUCCUAAUACUUUUGAGACGCAAAAAGUACUGAUUCCUUUACAAGAAAUAAAAUUCAUUCCUUUACCAAUAGCUACAUAAAAGUAUAUAAAGCCACUGCCACUAAUCACUGCCCCUCUAAAUUAUCGCGCACAGAAUGGAACUGAACGAUUUCAGCUACCAAUAGAAAAGAUCUUGCUAUCUUCGUCUUUUUAUGCCCUACGCUGUCGUAAUGGGACUGGAAAGAAUUGAGGCUAUUGAACAAAUAUAGAUAAAGACUUUCUGAAAUAAACUAGAUACUUGAAAAGGAGCAAUAAAGCCUAAAAUAUUUUUGAAGAGUCAAAUGAAAGAAGAAAUAAAAGGUUAAGGUAAAAGAUUGAAUUUGCAAUAUUAGCGUUUAUCUAAGAUUUUCACAAGCGAACAAUUGCAAGGACAGGCACACAAACCCAUGAUUUACUCAAAACUAUUUCUCCUGAUUUGGUAUUAAUUUAUAUCGUCAUGGAAAACUUAACAUUUAUUCAUAAACUACUUCUGCCUACCUCUCCGGGAACUUAAUAUAAUGUUGUACCUAGCACAAGUAUGAAAUGAAUAAAAACAUUUUUAAUUUAACUUUCACCGCGUGCGAUGACAACUUGAUAACACCGAUCGCGUUGUAACGCCAGAGGGAUAUUUCAUAUUUUGUUCGUUCGUUCCGUACAGUUUUAAUUGCAAUGAAUACGUAACUCGCUUCCACAAUUUAUAUAUUACAGAAAACAAAAUAUUUUAAUGAAAAACAGCAUUCUCAUGGAAAUAUCUGAUUUAAUUGGUUUUAUAUCGACUAUUAAAUACUCUUCUUUUUAAUAAAUGGGUCUGUCAAAACUAUUGAUGUACAUGAUCAUGCUCGCACUCGGAUUUUCUCCUGUGUCGUGGGUGCGUUUACAAACAUACAAUUUCACAUACACAUCACACCCAGACUCGGAAUAACAAUUAGUAGAUUGUACCUACAACGAGUUGUUCCGUUUUAUUUACCAGUUUGUUACCACAAACUGUGUCUUUAUUAAUUACAUAUAACAUGAACAUAACACCUGUUUUUAGGGGUUACACUGAGCAGAUGUUUGUAACAUUUGUUUCCCAUGAUUAUCAACGGUCCCUAUUACAUAAUCAUUAAUAUGUAAUUGAGAAUUUGGGUGUUAAAAGUUACAGUUUUAGUAAAUUUUUAUAGGUAUUGUAUGCCUGAGUCUGUCUGUAGUCGUUAGCAAAAGUCUGAUAGUUCCCUUUUUCCAAGAAAGCUAAUACAGAUUUUCUACCUUAGGACUUCGGUUAGGUUCAAACAUUUUUUGAUUAUAGUCAAAGUCAAAGCGCAAGUCAAAAUCAAAAUUCACCUUUAAAGCACCUUUUGAACGUUACAAAAAAUGUUAUAUUUCUUCCAGUCCAAUUUCGACAGUGUAUGCGAGCCAAUAGAGGUCAUUUUCUAUGAAUGUAUAUAAUGUGAUAGAUUGUAAAUAUCAUGUAUCGCAGUUAUAUAGUAGUCAGAACAUAAUAUGCUAUGUAAUGGUGACGUCACCACCCAGUAGACUAUAUAUAUUUUUGUUAACGUGAUGAAUAUUAAAAUAAAUGGAUCUGUGAUACUUAAAUAAUAUGAAAUAAAUUAUGUUUAACUGUGCA